Molecule: messenger RNA, 1665 nt
Organism: Plasmodium gallinaceum
Lineage: Eukaryota; Apicomplexa; Aconoidasida; Haemosporida; Plasmodiidae
Gene: CDPK3
Product: calcium dependent protein kinase 3, putative
Exons: 5
Coding region: 1-1665 (554 amino acids)
Biological process (GO): intracellular signal transduction; peptidyl-serine phosphorylation; protein autophosphorylation
Cellular component (GO): nucleus; cytoplasm
Molecular function (GO): calmodulin binding; calcium ion binding; calcium-dependent protein serine/threonine kinase activity
Source: RefSeq, a predicted model, not a curated record
AUGAAUAGUUUAUGCACAAAAAAAAAUAAAAAUAGUUCUGAUAUUACAAUAAAAAAUAAAAUUAAGAGGUCUACAGAGAAUAUAAAAAAAAAAAAAAGUUCCAAUAAAUCCUUAAAAAAUAAAAACAUAUUAGAGGGAGGUAAAAUAAAGAACAAUAAGGAAAAAUCAAAAGUUAUAAAAUCAAAAGAAUCUAAAGGCACAGAAAAAAAUUUUAAUAAAAUCUCAAAAAAUAAAGAUAUUAUGUUAAAAGAAAUGAAAAGUGAAAAAUUUAAAUUUUCAAGAAGGGGAUUCAUUUUAAGCUUUACUGGUAAUUUAGAAGAUUUUUAUAAUUUAUCAGAAGAACCUUUAGGUAAAGGUACAUAUGGAUGUGUUUAUAAAGCUACAGAUAAGUUAUUAAAGAUAUCAAGAGCUGUUAAAGUAGUGUCAAAAAAAAAACUAAAAAAUAUACCAAGAUUUAGACAAGAAAUAGAUAUAAUGAAAAAUUUGGAUCAUCCUAAUGUGGUAAAAUUGCUUGAAACAUUUGAAGACGAUGAACAAAUUUAUUUAGUAAUGGAAUUAUGUACAGGUGGAGAAUUAUUUGAUAAAAUUGUAAAAAAGGGUUGCUUCAUAGAAAGUUAUGCUUCCUUUAUAAUGAAACAAAUUUAUUCUGUCGUAAAUUACUUACAUAUUAGAAAUAUUUCUCAUAGAGAUUUAAAGCCUGAAAAUUUUUUGUUUUAUGAUAAAAAUCCCGAUUCACUUAUUAAAAUUAUUGAUUUUGGCUUAGCAUCCUAUUUUUCUGACAGUAAUACUGAGAUGAAAACUAAAGCAGGAACUCCUUACUACGUAGCACCUCAAGUAUUGUCUGGAAGUUAUGAUUACAAGUGCGAUUUAUGGUCAGCAGGAGUAUUAUUUUAUAUACUAUUAUGUGGAUAUCCCCCUUUUUAUGGAGAAAGUGAUAAUGAAAUAUUAAGCAGGGUGAAAAAAGGAAAAUAUAAUUUUAAAGGUAAAGAAUGGGCUAAUAUCUCAGAAGAAGCUAAAGACUUAAUUCAACAUUGUCUAACAAUGGAUUCAGAAAAAAGAAUAAGUGCAAGUGAAGCUUUAAAACAUCCAUGGUUUAAAAAGAAAAAAUCUGCUUAUAAUUUAGAAGCAAAAAUAGAUAUACAUGUAUUGGAGAAUUUUAAAAAUUAUGCAUUAUUAUUAAAAUUUCAAAAAUUAGCAAUGACAAUCAUAGCACAGCAAAGCAACGAUUAUGAUUUGCAACAAUUGAAAGCAGCAUUUUUAGUUUUAGAUGAAGAAGGAAAAGGUAAUAUAACAAAAGAACAAUUAAAAAAAGGUCUUGAAAAUAGUGGUUUAAAAUUGCCUUCCAAUUUUGAUACUUUACUUGAUGAAAUAGACAGUGAUGGUAGUGGAAAAAUAGAUUACACAGAAUUUCUGGCUGCUGCAUUAGAUAGAAAACAGUUAUCAAAAAAAUUAAUAUAUUGUGCUUUCCGUGUAUUUGAUGUGGAUAAUGAUGGAAAAAUUACUACUGCAGAAUUGGCUCAUAUACUUUAUAAUGGAAACAAAAAAGGGAAUAUAACUCAAAAAGACGUCAAUCGAGUAAAAAAAAUGAUCAGAGAAGUAGAUAAAAACAAUGAUGGAAAAAUUGACUUUCAUGAAUUUUCGGAAAUGAUGAAAUUAAAAUUGUAG